Molecule: messenger RNA, 687 nt
Organism: Glarea lozoyensis ATCC 20868
Lineage: Eukaryota; Fungi; Ascomycota; Leotiomycetes; Helotiales; Helotiaceae
Exons: 2
Coding region: 1-687 (228 amino acids)
Source: RefSeq, a predicted model, not a curated record
AUGGUGCCGCGACCUGGCAUUCAAUUAACACGCAACGGACCUCUCAUAACACGCGGUCAAUCUGGAUUGGACCCAUACGAAAUCGAAAACCCAAACUCUGACCCAAACCCUGACCCAGCUUCCAAAGCCGACGACGAUUUACCCCUAAAGCCUGAAUUCAAGAAACAUAAAGUCGAGAAACCAAAAAAGCGACGUGUGAAACUCAACCUCAACCAACCAGAUUUCCCGCCGUUUUUUCGCAAAUUCUACGCGUCUUUCCCAUCCAGGGCUGCGGAUGUAGGUCAGGUCCGGCAGUGGCUGAGUAGUUGGUUUGAUGCGCAGGGUGCCUUUGAGAAUGAUGUCGGGGUUGAUGAGUAUGUUGGGAGAUUGGUGUUGAAUGGGCAAGAUGUGAGGGAGGGGAAGUUUUUGAGAUACUUUUUGGGUGAUAUGAAUCUAAAGCAGAACUCUCAAUUCUAUGAUAGUGCAAUAAUCAGUGCGUUUGCUGAUGACAUUGAAAGAGCAAGGCUUGUGAGAGCUGUAGAAAGAGAUGAGCCCGGUGCGAGAGAAAAUUGGGAGAAGUCGAAGUUGGUUAAUAGCAGCAGAUUGAGGAAUUUCCAAAAGAACCUACACCUGAAGCAACCGAAGAUGAAGAGCUUGAGAUGCACAAGUAUGUGGAUACGAAACGCAAAGGCAGAGAUACAGGUGUAG